This is a messenger RNA of Hipposideros armiger (great roundleaf bat), 365 nucleotides long. Its product is annotated as pentatricopeptide repeat-containing protein 2, mitochondrial-like. Gene Ontology annotation, molecular function: RNA binding. The transcript has 3 exons. The coding region runs from base 44 to 289 and encodes 81 amino acids. The record is from RefSeq and is a predicted model, not a curated record. Gene Ontology annotation, cellular component: mitochondrion. Lineage: Eukaryota; Metazoa; Chordata; Mammalia; Chiroptera; Hipposideridae. Gene Ontology annotation, biological process: multicellular organism development; mitochondrion organization; regulation of mRNA processing.
CUCCCCCCUCCAGGUUCCGGCAGUUGGUGCGGCCCGGGACGGCAUGGCUGCUGCUUUUCGGCCCCCGAAGCAAGUCCUGCUGCGGGCACUGCGGAGUUCGGUGUAUCCUGGGGUAGGAGGCUUAGGCUCCACCUGCUGCAGCUGCCCUCUCGGAGCUAAAAGAUACCUACUUACAGAUAAUAUUGUGAAAUUAAAGGAAUUUCAGCAUAAGAAGGUGGCUAUUGCAUAUAAUCUUCCUGGCACCAAAGUCCUGCCUUCAGAAAUCAGUCUCCCCUCACUUCUCUGCUAAACAUACUUGUCACGUCCAGCGUGGCAAGGGCAAAUGGGACACCAGAGGGGCGGCACAGAUUGAAUAAGUACAAGAG